CCUUAAAUUGGAAUGUGAGAAACUGGCAAGUGAAAAGACAGAAAUGCAGAGACACUAUGUGAUGUAUUAUGAAAUGUCGUAUGGAUUAAACAUUGAAAUGCACAAACAGACAGAAAUCGCCAAGAGAUUGAAUACAAUUUGUGCACAAGUCAUCCCAUUUUUGUCUCAGGAACAUCAGCAACAAGUGGCCCAAGCUGUAGAACGUGCCAAACAAGUGACCAUGGCUGAACUGAAUGCCAUCAUCGGGCAGCAGCAGUUGCAGGCUCAGCAUCUCUCCCAUGGCCAUGGACCUCCAGUGCCUCUAACACCGCAUCCAUCAGGACUCCAGCCUCCAGGAAUCCCUCCACUUGGAAGCAGUGCUGGCCUUCUUGCCCUUUCUAGUGCUUUGGGUGGGCAGUCUCACUUGGCAAUAAAAGAUGACAAGAAGCAUCACGAUGCAGAACACCACAGAGACAGAGAGCCGGGCACAAGUAAUUCUCUGUUGGUCCCGGACAGUCUACGAAGCACAGAUAAACGCAGGAAUGGCCCUGAAUAUACCAAUGACAUCAAAAAGAGAAAGGUGGAUGAUAAGGAUUCCAGCCACUAUGACAGUGAUGGGGACAAGAGUGACGAUAACUUGGUUGUAGAUGUAUCCAAUGAGGAUCCUUCUUCCCCAAGGGCAAGUCCCACUCAUUCACCACGUGAAAAUGGCAUAGAUAAAACCCGCCUGCUGAAGAAAGACGCCUCCAGCAGUCCAGCAUCUACGGCCUCUUCAGGAAGUUCCACUUCCCUCAAGUCCAAAGAAAUGAGUCUGCAUGAAAAAGCCAGCACGCCUGUUCUGAAAUCCAGCACACCAACUCCUCGAAGUGAUGUGCCAACUCCAGGCACUAGUGCUACUCCAGGACUUCGUCCAGGCCUUGGCAAGCCUCCAGCAAUGGACCCUCUGGUUAACCAAGCUGCUGCAGGUUUGCGGACACCGUUGGCAGUACCAGGACCGUACCCUGCUCCAUUUGGAAUGGUACCUCACGCUGGCAUGAACGGAGAGUUAACCAGUCCCGGGGCAGCCUAUGCCAGUCUGCACAAUAUGUCACCCCAGAUGAGUGCUGCUGCUGCUGCAGCUGCUGUGGUUGCCUAUGGAAGAUCUCCUAUGGUUGGGUUUGAUCCUCCUCCUCACAUGAGAGUACCUGGAAUCCCGCCAAAUCUAGCAGGGAUUCCUGGGGGAAAACCAGCCUACUCCUUUCACGUUACUGCAGAUGGUCAGAUGCAGCCGGUUCCUUUCCCUCCUGACGCCCUCAUCGGUCCGGGAAUCCCUCGCCAUGCCCGUCAGAUCAACACUCUGAACCACGGGGAAGUUGUGUGUGCAGUUACCAUCAGCAACCCCACAAGACAUGUGUACACGGGCGGGAAGGGGUGCGUCAAAGUCUGGGACAUCAGCCAGCCUGGCAACAAGAGCCCUGUCUCUCAGCUGGACUGCCUGAACAGAGAUAACUACAUCCGCUCUUGUAAAUUGCUGCCUGAUGGAUGCACCCUAAUAGUUGGUGGGGAAGCCAGCACAUUAUCCAUAUGGGACCUGGCAGCACCAACUCCUCGUAUAAAAGCAGAGCUGACAUCCUCAGCCCCUGCCUGCUACGCUCUGGCUAUCAGCCCUGAUUCCAAGGUGUGCUUCUCCUGCUGCAGUGAUGGGAACAUCGCAGUGUGGGAUCUGCACAAUCAGACGUUGGUCAGGCAAUUCCAGGGCCACACAGACGGAGCCAGCUGUAUUGACAUUUCUAAUGAUGGUACCAAGCUCUGGACAGGAGGUUUGGAUAACACUGUCAGAUCCUGGGACUUGAGAGAGGGGAGACAGCUACAACAGCACGACUUCACAUCACAGAUAUUUUCCCUUGGUUAUUGUCCUACUGGUGAAUGGCUAGCUGUGGGAAUGGAGAGCAGCAACGUAGAAGUGCUACAUGUAAAUAAACCAGACAAAUAUCAACUACACCUUCAUGAGAGUUGUGUAUUGUCACUCAAGUUUGCUUACUGUGGUAAAUGGUUUGUGAGUACUGGGAAAGAUAACCUUCUUAAUGCAUGGAGAACUCCUUACGGAGCCAGUAUCUUCCAGUCCAAAGAAUCUUCGUCAGUGCUUAGCUGUGACAUCUCUGUGGAUGAUAAGUACAUAGUCACUGGCUCUGGAGACAAAAAGGCUACAGUCUAUGAAGUUAUCUACUGAAAAAUAUGAUGGGGAUAUAACUUUUAGAAGUUGAACUGGGCCAAAAUUGGUCUUAAUUGUAGAAGUAGAAAGGUUUUGCCUUUUAAAAAGGAACAAAAGUAUUGAGGUUCCAGACCUUGCCAUGAAACUACUCCAAUUUUUCAAAAUAGAAGGCAACAUCCAGCAACUAAAUAUUGGCUACGUGGACCAAAUGGAUCACAGAGGCAAGAUGGACAGAUGUAGCCUAGGUUUUUGACAUAGUUUUUAAAAGCCGAGUCUACUGAAGAAUGUUGGAGCCUUUUAUUUUUUGCUUUCUUUGUGACCUCAUGCAAAUUGUUCUCAUUGCCUGAAUAUGGGGGAUAAAUACCUUUCUGUUCCUUGCAGUUCAAGUUGCAUUCUGUCCUGUGUAGAGCAGUGGUGUCUCAGAUGAACUUGUUUCCUGGUUUUGCAUAGUGUGAUAUGUUUUUGUAUUUUUGUUGAAGGUCAAACAUUUGUAUAAAUUGUAAAUAUAUUUAGUUUAUUACAGUAAAGGCUUUAGUACCAACAACCAGUCUUUCCCCACCCCACCCCCCACCCGCCCUGCUUAUUUAAAAUUAAAAACCUUUUGGGGAUAUAAGUACCUUUUUAGAAGCAAAAGCAAACACUAUGUAUAGUUUGAAAAUGGUGUCUUAUUCUUUAUAACUCCUCCUAGAUUCCUUUAUCAUACUUCAAA
Balearica regulorum gibbericeps (East African grey crowned-crane) is the source of this 2879-nucleotide messenger RNA. The record is from RefSeq and is a predicted model, not a curated record. Lineage: Eukaryota; Metazoa; Chordata; Aves; Gruiformes; Gruidae.